Messenger RNA from Monosiga brevicollis MX1, 417 nucleotides. RefSeq lists its product as uncharacterized. Gene Ontology annotation, molecular function: snoRNA binding; structural constituent of ribosome; rRNA binding. Bases 1 to 417 code for a protein of 138 amino acids. Gene Ontology annotation, biological process: rRNA processing. Gene Ontology annotation, cellular component: small-subunit processome; small ribosomal subunit; Mpp10 complex. The transcript has 3 exons. Lineage: Eukaryota; Choanoflagellata; Craspedida; Salpingoecidae. The record is from RefSeq and is a predicted model, not a curated record.
AUGGUGCGCAAGCUCAAGCAUCAUGAACAGAAGCUCCUCAAGAAGGUGGACUUCACCGAGCGGAACCGCCGAACCUCGGAGGUGAUGCACCGGUACCACAUUCAACGUCGCGAGGAUUACACCAAGUAUCAAAUGGGCAUCAUCCAUUCAACUAAAAGUUUGGCGGCUUGCCAGCGUGUCACUGUCUCCUCCAUUUGUCGGCGCCGCCUCCCAGUCGUUGCGGUUCGCUUGAAAUUGGCCGAAACAGUGAAGCAAGCUGUCAAAUUGGUGGAGCAGGGUCACAUUCGCGUUGGCCCGCAGACCGUUACUGAUCCAGCUUUCUUGGUUACACGACGCAUGGAAGACUUUGUCACCUGGGUCGAUGCCAGCAAGAUGCGUCGUCAUGUGCAAAAGUACAACGAUAAGGUCUGUAUUUAA